Molecule: messenger RNA, 3822 nt
Organism: Dendrobium catenatum
Lineage: Eukaryota; Viridiplantae; Streptophyta; Magnoliopsida; Asparagales; Orchidaceae
Product: protein TOPLESS-RELATED PROTEIN 2
Exons: 27
Coding region: 385-3771 (1128 amino acids)
Biological process (GO): regulation of DNA-templated transcription
Molecular function (GO): protein binding
Source: RefSeq, a predicted model, not a curated record
AGAGAGCGAGCUGGGAUUGGGCUAUAAAAGCGGGGAGGUCAGGGGGAGGGGGUAGGGAGAACGGAAAAAAGGAGAAAGUAGAAGAAGCGAACGAGCACUGCGGCGAGCGAGUAGGCGGGCAGGACAGCGGAGUAAAGAGGGAAGUUCGAGAAAGCCUAAAGAGAGUAGGUGCUUUCAUGGUUUUUUUCUUUUGGCGGAUGGCACUGAUUGGGGUUUAGAUCGGUUUGGAAGAUCUACUUCUUUGCUUUGAAGAUGUUUGUAGAACUCGUGCUUGUGGUUCUGCUUUGAGAGAGAGUUUUAAAGGAGGUUUACAAGUUGUGAAGAAUUUUGAUUUUCGGGAAGUCCUAUUUUUUUGCGCUGGAGCGGUUAGGGAUUCCGGGUAGCAUGUCGUCGUUGAGCAGGGAACUAGUUUUCCUCAUAUUACAAUUUUUGGACGAAGAAAAGUUUAAGGAAACCGUCCAUAAGCUGGAGCAAGAGUCUGGAUUUUAUUUCAAUAUGAAACAUUUUGAGGACCAAGUUCUGGCCGGUGAGUGGAAUGAAGUGGAGCGCUAUCUAAGUGGGUUUACUAAGGUUGAAGACAAUCGAUACUCCAUGAAAAUCUUCUUUGAGAUAAGGAAGCAAAAGUAUCUUGAAGCACUUGAUAGGAAUGAUAGAGCUAAAGCUGUAGAUAUACUGGUGAAAGAUCUUAAGGUCUUUGCCUCAUUCAAUGAGGAACUUUUCAAGGAGAUUACCCAGCUACUUACCCUUGAGAAUUUCAGGCAAAAUGAGCAGCUUUCAAAGUAUGGUGAUACAAAGUCUGCACGUAAUAUAAUGCUUACUGAGCUUAAGAAGCUAGUUGAAGCUAACCCAUUGUUUCGUGACAAGCUGACCUUUCCACCCUUUAAGGCUUCUAGACUAAGAACCUUGAUCAAUCAAAGUCUUAAUUGGCAGCAUCAGCUUUGCAAGAAUCCACGCCCCAACCCUGACAUUAAGACACUUUUCACUGACCACUCAUGUGCACCUGCUAAUGGGCCACGGCCUGUUCCUCCUACCAAUGCCCCCCUUGUCGGGCCCUUACCUAAAUCUGGCCCUUUUCCUCCAUUGGUAGCUCAUAGUCCAUUUCAAACUGUAGUCAACCCCCCUGCAAGUGCCAUUGCUGGAUGGAUGUCAAAUGCCAAUCAAACAUUACCUCAUGCUGCUGUGGCUCAAGGGCCUCCUGGUCUUUUGCAGCCUCCAAACAUGUCAUCUGCUGCUUUUAUGAAGCACUCGAGGGCUCCUACAAAUGCAACAGUCAUGGAAUAUCAAACUAUUGAUUCAGAGCACUUGUCAAAGAAAAUUCGGACUGGGCACUCUGAUGAAGUAUCAUUCUCUGGUGCCAUCCAUCUGGGUAAUAUUUACACUCAGGAUGAUCUUCCCAGAACAGUUGUUCGGACACUAAAUCAGGGUUCUAGUGUUAUGAGUUUUGAUUUUCAUCCCCAGCAUCAAAGUUUUCUUCUUGUUGGCACAAAUGUCGGAGAAAUCUCCAUUUGGGAAGUUGGAUCUCGCGAAAGAAUAGCACAUAAGGCUUUCAACAUUUGGGAUAUUUCAGCCUGUUCCAUGCCUAUGCAGGCAGCCCUGAUGAAGGAUGCUACAAUUUCUGUAAAUAGGUGUCUAUGGAGUCCAGAUGGAUCCAUCGUUGGUGUUGCAUUCUCAAAGCAUAUUGUCCAGACAUAUGCUUACACUCCAAAUGGAGAGUUGAGGAAUCAUUUAGAGCUUGAUGCUCAUGUAGGUGGUGUAAAUGACAUUGCAUUUGCUCAUCCCAAUAAGAGUUUGUCUAUCAUUACAUGCGGUGAUGACAAGAUGAUCAAGGUGUGGGAUGCAAUGACAGGUCAGAGGCAGUAUGUAUUUGAAGGGCAUGAGGCUCCUGUAUAUUCAGUCUGUCCCCAUUCCAAGGAGGCUAUCCAGUUUAUAUUCUCGACCGCUAUUGAUGGGAAAAUAAAAGCAUGGCUAUAUGAUUGCAUGGGAUCUAGAGUUGAUUAUGAUGCUCCUGGACACUGGUGCACUACAAUGGCUUACAGUGCAGAUGGAUCUAGGCUCUUUUCAUGUGGAACUAGUAAAGAUGGAGAAUCCCAUCUAGUUGAGUGGAAUGAGACAGAAGGGGCUAUUAAAAGGGCUUACUCUGGCUUUAAGAAACGCUCUCUUGGUGUAGUUCAGUUUGACACCACUAGGAAUCGUUUCUUAGCUGCUGGAGAUGAAUUUUUAAUAAAGUUCUGGGAUAUGGAUAAUGUCAAUAUUCUAGCCACCACAGAUGCUGAGGGUGGAUUACCUGCGAGUCCUCGGCUAAGAUUCAACAAGGAGGGUUCUUUGUUUGCGAUUACAACAACUGACAAUGGGAUAAAAAUACUAGCAAACGGUGAUGGACAACGUUUACUUAGGAUGCUGGAGGCAAGGGCUUUUGAGGGUUCUCGAAGCACAUCUCAACACAUUAGCACGAAGCCUCCAAUUGCCAAUGCCUUGGGCGGUGUACCAAAUUUUUGCAGCCCAAUGGCAACUACCAUGGAGCGAGGUGACAGAGUUCCUACUGCUGCCUCAGCAAGCAGUCUGGCUAUCACUGAUGGAAGGAUGGCUGAUGUGAAGCCUAGGAUUGCUGAUGAUUCUGAAAAGAUCAGAAGCUGGAAAUUGGCUGAUAUUGUCGAUCCUGCUCAUCUUAAAGUCUUACCCCUGCCAGAUUCUUCAACGAAUAAAAACAAGAUUUUGAGCCUCCUGUAUACUAAUUCUGGAUUAGCUGUACUCGCUCUUGCCUCCAGUGCAGUCCAUAAGCUAUGGAAAUGGCAGCGUACUGAACGAAAUCCAUCUGGCAAGUCGACUGCAACUGUGGUGCCUCAGUUGUGGCAACCUACGAAUGGAUCACCUAUGACAAAUGAAACAAAUGACUGCAAUCCUGAAGAAUCAAGUGCUUGCUUUGCUCUGUCCAAAAAUGACUCGUAUGUUAUGUCAGCAUCUGGUGGAAGGGUCUCCUUGUUCAACAUGAUGUCAUUUAAGGUUAUGACAACAUUCAUGGCUCCUCCUCCUGCAGCCACUUUUCUAGCAUUCCAUCCUCAGGACAAUAAUAUUAUUGCAGUAGGAAUGGAAGAUUCUUCCAUUCAAAUAUACAAUGUCCGGGUAGAUGAGGUGAAAAUCAAGCUCAAGGGUCACCAGAAGAAAAUAACCGGCCUUGCAUUUUCGCAGUUACUAAAUGUUCUCGUCUCCACUGGAGCUGAUGCACAGAUAUGCAUAUGGAGCAUUGAUGGAUGGGAAAAGAAGAAAGCCAGAUUCAUUCAAACACCUGCUGGUCGUGCAGGACCAUUAGUUGGGGAUACAAGAGUUCAGUUCCACAAUGAUCAACAGCAUCUCUUGGUUGUCCAUGAAACCCAACUGUCCAUCUACGACAGCAAGCUUGAGUGCCUCCGAUCUUGGUCUCAUAGGGAUAAUCUCCCUGCACCGAUUUCUAGCGCUGUGUACUCUUGUGAUGGUCAGUCAAUAUAUGCCGGAUUCUGUGAUGGGGCGGUUGGAGUUUUUGAUUCAGAUAGUCUGAGGCUCCGUUGCCGGAUAGCACCUUCUUCAUAUACUAACUCGUCAUCUCCAAGUGCCGGAUCAGUUUAUCCCACCGUAGUUGCUGCUCACCCAUCAGAGACAAACCAGAUAGCAUUGGGCAUGAGCGAUGGAACAGUAUAUGUGGUGGAGCCUCCAGACGCUCAGGAAAACAGUCCGCUUCCAGCCAUGUCAUCCAACCCUUCUUUGAGCAACCAAGCUUCUGAUGCCCCCUCCAGGUGAAGAUAUUCCAUCAGUACAACUAAUUUUAUAGGUCCAUAGUUGCUCGGGGGA